AUGCGGCGGCGAGGCAGGAAAGGUGGGGAUUUUUUGUCUGUGAGUUUGUCAAUAAAGGGGAGAGAAGAAGAUGGACAUGAAGGGAAUGUUGGGGAGUCUAUAGAGGGUCUGGGGCAAAAUGGGGCUGAGAAAAUUUUGGAUGAGGAGGAGGUUGAAGUGAAGAGAUCAGGUACUUCAGCUGCUUUGAAUACAACUAAACAUCUCUGGGCUGGUGUUGUGGCUGCUAUGGUUUCAAGAACUUUUGUAGCACCCCUUGAGAGGCUGAAGCUGGAGUACAUUGUUCGUGGUGAACAGAAAAAUCUUUUGGAGGUCAUAAAGGCAAUUGCGGCAACACAAGGGCUGAAAGGUUUUUGGAAAGGAAACUUUGUCAAUAUUCUUCGUACUGCUCCAUUUAAGUCCAUCAAUUUCUAUACUUAUGAUACAUACAGAAAUCAGCUGCUGAAAUUGUCUGGGAAUGAGGAAACCACAAAUUUUGAGAGGUUCCUUGCUGGGGCAGCAGCUGGAAUAACUGCUACUUUGCUUUGCUUGCCUAUGGACACUAUAAGAACAAAGAUGGUUGCACCUGGUGGGGAAGUUUUGGGUGGUGUAAUUGGCACUUUCCGCCACAUGAUCCAGACAGAAGGGUUCUCUUCUCUUUAUAAGGGUUUACUACCCUCGUUAGUGGCAAUGGCUCCUUCAGGUGCAGUUUACUAUGGUGUUUAUGAUAUGCUAAAAUCAGCUUAUCUUCAUUCACCGGAAGGGAUGAAGAGAAUUCAGAACAUCAAACAAGAAGGCCAGGAACUGAAUGCAUUGGAACAACUGGAGUUGGGUCCCAUGAGAACAUUGCUUUAUGGGGCAAUAGCUGGUUGUUGCUCUGAAGCUGCAACGUAUCCAUUUGAAGUUGUGAGGAGACAGCUUCAAAUGCAAGUUCGAUCAACAAAGAUGAGUGCGAUGGCAACUUGCAUAAAGAUAGUUGACCAAGGAGGCAUUCCCGCUCUGUAUGCAGGUUUAAUCCCUAGCUUGUUGCAGGUUUUGCCAUCCGCUGCUAUAAGUUACUUUGUCUACGAGUUCAUGAAGAUAGUGCUUAAAGUCGAGUCAACAUAG
This is a messenger RNA of Dovyalis caffra, 1083 nucleotides long. The record is from the annotation of a GenBank genome assembly. Lineage: Eukaryota; Viridiplantae; Streptophyta; Magnoliopsida; Malpighiales; Salicaceae.